CUUUCGGUUCUGGAAGACUGCGAAUGCUGGUUUAUGUUUGGGUUUCUUUAAUGAAAUAAAAUCCGAUAUGAAUUCUGUUAAAGCAAGCAUAGUAUCUGCAUUCAAUAUGCAUGGCUAUACUUUGAGGAGUGAAGCUCUUCGAUUCCUGCAAGAAAGGUUCGAGCCUUUGGAUGAUACUCAGAGGCAUGAAGAAGUACAAAAAAUUUUAGAUCAUGUAAAUACACAGAAUCUUAGUAGUUCAAUGAUAGAGAAGGACAUUAUUGAGAAUAUUAUUAAUAGCCUUGAAACUGCUUCAUCUGAUGAUGGAAUUUUAUUCAAAGUAUAUGAUGCCUUUUCCUUACACAGAUAUACCUAUAAUACAGAUUCAAAGAAAUUUCUAAAUUGGGCUUUGUUACAUGAUAAAUCACCAUCUCUCCAUGGAAGUUCUGAUUCAAAAGCUGAUAUAUUUAUUGAAAGGUAUAAGAUGGUCCAUCAAAGAACAGCACGUCAUAAAGUAUUUGCUGCUCCUGUAAUUCAUAAUAGUUCACGUCCAUCCAAUUCCUAUUCUCUUAAAGCUGUUGAACAUUUACUUGGGACAUCUGGAAGAGAAAAAAAUGUUGUAGUUUUAGGAAUGUUAACACAGUUAAAGGAGGGUCAGUUUUUUCUUGAAGAUCCAACAGGAGCAGUUCGAUUAAAUUUGAAGAAAGCAGUCUAUAAAGGUGGUCUCUUUACAGAAAAUAAUAUUGUUUUAGUUGAAGGUGUUUAUGAAGAUAAAAUAUUUCAUGCAACAGCUAUUGGAUUUUGUCCACCUGAGCCUGCUGAAACAACACUUUCAUAUUUCCCCAAUUUUUGUCUAACUCCAUAUUCAUCUAUUAAUUCACAUCGUUUAUCAGCGAAACUGAAGAUAGUUGAAGAGAGGAAUACAGAUGCUAUGUUUGUGUUCAUGUCUGAUGUUUGGUUGGAUCAGCUGAAGGUUUUACAGAAACUGCAAGUAGUAUUUGCUGGUUAUUCUCAAAUACCACCUACAUGUUUUGUCUUGAUAGGUAACUUUUUGUCACUGCCCAUUGUUGGUUCUGAAAGCAAAGUUUUUGAAGAAUGUUUUUCACAACUUGGCACCUUGAUCAGUGACUUUCCAACUCUCUUAAAACAUUCUCGCUUUAUUUUUGUUCCGGGACCAAAUGAUCCUGGUCUUCCACAUAUAUUACCCAGACCUGCAAUUCCACCUGCUUUUCUUGGUGAUUUUUGCAAAAAAGUUCCAUCUGCAAUCUUUACGUCAAAUCCUUGCCGUAUUCAGUAUUGCACUCAAGACAUUGUUGUUUUUCGGGAAGAUAUCAUAUCAAAAAUGUGUCGUAAUAGUAUUUAUGCUCCAUGGGAAAAGGAUGAGAAAGUUGAUGUACCAAAUUUGUUUGUAAAGACUGUUAUUGCUAAUGGUCACCUUGUACCAUUGCCAUUAAAUGUUGCCCCUAUAUACUGGGAAUACGAUUAUUCACUGUGGCUCUAUCCGUUACCUGAUGUGGUGGUUUGUGCUGAUAAAUUUGAUCCUUAUACUGUAACAAGUGCCAACAGUAUAUUUUUUAAUCCUGGCUCUUUAUCUCGGUCCAACUUCUCCUUUAAAGUUUACUUUCCAUCAGCAAGAGAAGUUGAAGACAGUGAAAUUACUGAUGAUAUACCUGGUUAAGUUAUUUUUGAUAGUCUGAUUUUAUGUAUAGCCUGGUUUUAUAUAUUGUAUAAAUAUAUUUUUAUUACAAAAUAAAUUAUUUGUUAAAAAUUA
Messenger RNA from Stegodyphus dumicola, 1750 nucleotides. It is a transcript of the gene PolE2, whose product is annotated as DNA polymerase epsilon subunit 2. Gene Ontology annotation, cellular component: epsilon DNA polymerase complex. Gene Ontology annotation, molecular function: DNA binding. Gene Ontology annotation, biological process: DNA-templated DNA replication; error-prone translesion synthesis. NCBI's taxonomy places the organism in Eukaryota, Metazoa, Arthropoda, Arachnida, Araneae, Eresidae. The record is from RefSeq and is a predicted model, not a curated record.